CGUGGUCAGUGUUCACUUCCCGUCUUCCCCAAACAGACAUUUUUGUCAUUCCAGUUUACGGAAAACGUUCACAGCUUAACCGUAGCAACCAGAAAUCUGACUCAGAUUUAUUCUAAAAAAAACAAAAGAACAAAACAAGGACUGCUUUUUGUAUUGACCGGAUAUCGGAGUCAAGAUGUUUUACACAUGUGGACCCAAUGAAGCCAUGGUGGUAUCUGGCUUUGGCCGUUCUCCUCCUCUAAUGAUUGCUGGAGGAAGAGUGUUUGUCCUCCCGUGUAUUCAGAAGAUCCAGAGAAUCACACUCAACACCCUGACUCUAAAUGUGAAGAGUGACAAAGUCUACACCCGUCAUGGUGUCCCUAUCUCUGUCACUGGCAUUGCACAGGUGAAGAUUCAGGGCCAGAACAAGGAGAUGUUGGCCACCGCCUGUCAAAUGUUUAUGGGCAAGUCUGAGGGUGAGAUUGCCACGAUUGCACUAGAGACACUGGAGGGACACCAGAGAGCCAUCAUUGCCCAUUUGACCGUGGAGGAGAUCUACCAGGACCGUAAGAAGUUCUCUGAGCAGGUCUUCAAGGUGGCUUCCUCUGACCUGGUCAACAUGGGGAUUGGUGUUGUCAGCUACACGCUCAAAGAUGUUCAUGAUGAUCAGGACUACCUUCACUCCUUGGGUAAAGCCAGGACAGCCCAGGUGCAGAAGGAUGCCAGGAUCGGAGAGGCUCAGUACAAACGAGAUGCUGUUAUGAGGGAGGCCCACGCAAUGCAGGAGAAGGUUUCAGCUCAGUACAAGAAUGAGAUUGAGAUGGCAAAGGCCCAGAGAGACUACGAGCUGAAAAAAGCAGCCUAUGAUGUCGAAGUCAACACCAAGAAGGCUGAGUCAGAAAUGGCCUAUCAGCUUCAGGUGGCCAAGACCAAGCAGCGCAUUGAGGAGGAGAAGAUGCAGGUUCAGGUGGUGGAGCGGACACAGCAGAUUACACUGCAGGAGCAGGAGAUCACUCGCAAGGAGAAGGAGCUGGAGGCCAAAAUUAAGAAGCCUGCAGAGGCAGAGAAAUACCGACUGGAGAGGCUGGCUGAGGCGAGCCGCCUGCAGCUCAUCAUGGAGGCUGAGGCCGAGGCCGAGUCCAUCAGAAUGAAGGGCGAAGCAGAGGCUUUUGCCCUGGAGGCUAAGGGUCGUGCUGAGGCGGAGCAGAUGGCCAAGAAAGCCGAGGCCUUCAAGCAGUACAAAGAUGGAGCCAUGGUGGAUAUGCUGCUGGAGAAACUGCCGCUGAUGGCAGAGGAGAUCAGCAAGCCACUGUCAGCAGCCAACAAGGUGACUAUGAUAUCCAGUGGAGGCUCAGAGGUGGGAGCAGCCAAGCUCGCUGGAGAGGUGCUUGAAAUCAUGACCAGGCUGCCUUCCGCUGUGGAGAAACUCACUGGAAUCAACAUCUCCCAGGUUACAGGAAAGACCCCCCUUGUGUAUUAAGAAGAGAGGGAGAAUAGAAGUAAUCAGGAGAGGUGUCACCGAUAUUCAGACUAAGAGCUCCACAUCUCCUCCUUGUGCCUAUAACCACUGUAACGACUCCACGCCACCGUAGUCUGUCUGUGUGCAUGCACGUGUUUCACUGUGUGUCUCUUUUGUUGGUUUGUCCUCCAUCGAAAUGGGAUGGGUCCUUCUUUAUGUGGUUUCUUUUCAUGUUCCUGGUCUAAGCUGUUGUGCUUUCUUUUCCUUUUUUGCUUAGACAAAAGCCUCAGCUGACUUUAGCCAGUGAUAGUCUGAGUAGGAAUUCCUGUCUUUGCUGUCUUAUACUUGACCUUCAGUAUGCAAGUUUUUAUUGUUAUCUUACUGCAAUCAGUCUAAUUUUCCCUUCAUAGGGACUGGGUCAAUAAACUGUAAUUCCUUUUUAACUUUUUAAUGUAGGAAAUGUUUAUAGCUGUAUUUCAUGUAAAGGUUUUUUGUGCCUUUCAAUUCAUUAAUGGUUUCUGAGCCUCUUUAUUACAGCAUCACCUCAUAACUUUGUGUGCGGGCACAUCGCUGCUGUCAAUGUAGUUCAGUAAUAUUUACAGCUUAAUUUUUAUUUGCUUUUUGUGCACUCGUCAUUUGUAAAGAGACAAAGGGGUUACUGAUCCAAAAUGUUUCUGUAUAGUAACUGACUAUAUUACUGGACCCAAAAUCAUAUCAGUUGUACUGCAAGUGGGAGGAUUUUCUUUGUGUUUCAGAAUGAAAAGAAAGGAAGUGGUUGAUGGGAACAAGCUGAAGGGGUUUCCUAUUAAAAGCAAUGAAAGUAUGUUGUGAUGGAAAAAAAAAACAAUGUUGAUUUGAUUUUGCUGCAGUGUUUUCUGUAUAUGGUGAGAGUAAAGAAGGACCCUCAUUAACUAACCAACAUUAACUAACUAUGUUGCUUUGAUGUAUUUGCUGCCUGUAGUUUAAACUGACAUAAGGGAGAUAGUAUGACGCUUGUUGUCUUUUUAUUUGGUGUACUGAUUUUCCAUGACAAUGUGAUGCUAAGUAUUAUAGAUUUUGCCGGGUUUUAGCGCUCAUGGUUAUCGAAGAUUUUAAUUGACAGUUCAGUACCUCUGAUUGGGAGCUGAUUUAUAUCUUCUUUCAGACUCUUUACUAAGCUGCCAAGCCUUACGAAUGUUGUUAUCGCCAAGUGCCUGGUCAAAACUCUUCAACAGUGAAGUCAAGCUGACUUCUAGUUAAGCCUAUUACUCUUCUCUGUCAGGUGAUAUUUCCUCAUAUGCAACUGAUCGUAAGCCAUUGGCUGUCACUAACGACGGCUGUAGUUAAAAGCCAAAUCUGUGUCUACUUCUUUUGUAUGUUCUCCUGACUAAUCUUUUACUCUCCUUUAAAAAAAAAUGUUCUGUUGCAUGUCUAUCUAUAUAAGCCGUUUUUACAUAGUGUGGAAGUUGUAUAGUGUCAGAUAUUCAAGAUUUAUCUAUAGUGAAAUGUUAUGUAAACAAUAAAAUAUGGUGUAAUCACCAAAAACUGUU
Dicentrarchus labrax (European seabass) is the source of this 2967-nucleotide messenger RNA. It is a transcript of the gene flot1b, whose product is annotated as flotillin 1b. Gene Ontology annotation, biological process: positive regulation of endocytosis; positive regulation of cell junction assembly; positive regulation of cell-cell adhesion mediated by cadherin. The coding region runs from base 176 to 1459 and encodes 427 amino acids. The transcript is spliced from 13 exons. Gene Ontology annotation, cellular component: plasma membrane. Lineage: Eukaryota; Metazoa; Chordata; Actinopteri; Moronidae. The record is from RefSeq and is a predicted model, not a curated record.